This is a messenger RNA of Hippopotamus amphibius kiboko, 1359 nucleotides long. It is a transcript of the gene UBQLNL, whose product is annotated as ubiquilin like. The transcript has a single exon. Gene Ontology annotation, molecular function: polyubiquitin modification-dependent protein binding. NCBI's taxonomy places the organism in Eukaryota, Metazoa, Chordata, Mammalia, Artiodactyla, Hippopotamidae. The record is from RefSeq and is a predicted model, not a curated record. Bases 1 to 1359 code for a protein of 452 amino acids. Gene Ontology annotation, cellular component: cytosol. Gene Ontology annotation, biological process: ubiquitin-dependent protein catabolic process.
AUGUCGCAUGUCAUCGCUCGAACACCCAGGAUGGCCCAGUGUGGGUAUCCCUCAGGGCUGCCUGUGGACAAGAACACCUCUUGGAGUGUCACUCGGGUGAUAGUGAAGGCACCAGGCAAGCAGGAAGACUUUAUGAUAGCCGAUGACACCUCGGUGAGGCAGUUCAAGGAGAAGCUAUCGGCUCACUUUAAAUGCCAAAUGGACCAGCUAGUGCUCGUCUUCAUGGGCCGCCUUCUCAAAGACCAUGACACUCUGAGCCAAAGCGGCAUCCUGGAUGGCCACACCAUCCACGUGGUCAUCAAGUCCAAAAAUGGCUCCAGAUCCCUAGCCCAUUCCUCCCAGAAACUGUCGACCAAUGAGCCCUACCACCGGGACCAAAACAGCAAAGGGACCAGCAGUGGGGUAUACCAACCUGCUGAUGUGAGUCACACCCCAGUGGAAUCAUCUCUCUCAGCAGAUGUUCCCAAGGCACAUACCCAGGACCUGGAAGUGGGGAGUCCAGAGUGCAUAGCACGAAUAUUGGAGAAUCCUAGCAUCCAGCAGCUUCUGUCCAACACGGACUUCAUGAGACAGUUCAUCUUGGAACACCCAGACAUGCAACAAUUGAUGCAGAAGAACCCAGCAGUCUCACACAUCCUCGACAACUCUGAGAUCCUAUGGCAGACCCUGGAGCUGGCCAGGAACCUUGCCGUGAUUCAAGAGAUAUUGCAGAUUGAGCAACCUGCACAGAAUCUUGAGCAUCCGCUGGACCCACAGUCACAUGUGGGCUUAGAGACAAUCCCAGGAUGGGACAACGCCCUGGGUCAGAACUCUGCUGACUUCAAUGACCAGAUGCUCAACAGCUCACAGGAUCCACUUGGGGGCAACCCUUUCACAGCUCUCCUGGGAGGACAAGUGCCAGAACAAGUCCAGUCCUCACCCCCAUCUCCACCACCACCCCAGGAAUGGCAGGAACAUCUUCCACAGCCCCCUACAGCCCGAGUCAUCUGUGCAAGUUCUCGUUGUGUAUCCUCAAUCAACUCAGACAAUGCUACCCCCAAUAAGGUGAACCACACUUCCAGGGCCAACACUGCUGCCACCUCCACCAGUGGCCGGAGUCAUACUUGUGCCGCUGAGCAGCCAGCUGGGGUACCAGCUUUAUCUGGCAUAGAGCUCAACCAGCAGCCCCAGGCAGAUGACAAAGAUGCCACCAUCUCUCCAGAUAGCUCUGACCAGAAAUUAGAGGACGAUCUCCAGCAGGUGGAUGAGCAGACCAGCUCCCAGGUCACAGGAAGCGUGAUGCAACUGCUUUUGAACAACCCUUCCCUGGCAGCCCAGGUGAUGUUGCUGAUGAGCGUGCCCCAGCUAAGUGGACAGUGA